AUGCUCGUCCGGGGGGACCCCAAGGCGUUCCCAGGCCAGCUGAGAGACAUAGUCCGACACGCGCACGGUCCGACACGCGCACGGUCCGACACGCGCACGGUCCAACACGCGCACGGUCCGACACGCGCACGGUCCGACACGCGCACGGUCCGACACGCGCACGGUCCGACACGCGCACGGUCCGACACGCGCACGGUCCGACACGCGCACGGUCCGACACGCGCACGGUCCGACACGCGCACGGUCCGACACGCGCACGGUCCGACACGCGCACGGUCCGACACGCGCACGGUCCGACACGCGCACGGUCCGACACGCGCACGGUCCGACACGCACACGGUCCGACACGCACACGGUCCGACCACGCACACGGUCCGACACGCACACGGUCCGACACGCACACGGUCCGACACGCACACGGUCCGACACGCACACGGUCCGACACGCACACGGUCCGACACGCACACGGUCCGACACGCACACGGUCCGACACGCACACGGUCCGACACGCACACGGUCCGACACGCACACGAUGCUGGAGAAGUACGCCCCUUUCCCCUUCUUGCUCCGUCUCGCGGACUGAAGAGCAGGCGCUUCACGGUCACCUACGUCGACCCCGAGCUAACCUCCCCCUGUGUUGCCACGGAAACGGAAGAGCCGUGA
Molecule: messenger RNA, 663 nt
Organism: Knipowitschia caucasica
Lineage: Eukaryota; Metazoa; Chordata; Actinopteri; Gobiiformes; Gobiidae
Source: the annotation of a GenBank genome assembly